Aspergillus aculeatinus CBS 121060 is the source of this 1827-nucleotide messenger RNA. RefSeq lists its product as uncharacterized. NCBI's taxonomy places the organism in Eukaryota, Fungi, Ascomycota, Eurotiomycetes, Eurotiales, Aspergillaceae. The transcript is spliced from 4 exons. Bases 1 to 1827 code for a protein of 608 amino acids. The record is from RefSeq and is a predicted model, not a curated record.
AUGGAGUAUCAUCCGCGGACCCAGAGUCUUCGUGGUCUCAGAGACUCUACUACCAACAUUCACCUUGGAAGAACCGCAUGUUUGCUAUGUCGACAAGCUCCAACUGCCGGAGAGCAGUUUCUUGAUGUACAUCACAUCCUGCGCACUGCUCCAGAUUGUUCAGUCUCGUGCCAGAGCUGCUUGUACACACCGAAUCCCGGGCUUUGGUUCCACAAACGAUGCUACGACACUUUGGCAGACACCUACGAGCCAGCGAAAAGGCCUACGCAGCUCGAAAUGAUGAAGUACAUGUCUGCCAUCAAGCCAGCCUAUCAAGUCCGGAGGGAUAGACGCGGAGAGAUCUCAUCAAUCUUGGAGGGGUUGCGUACAGCGUCGACAGGGAGAUUGACCCAGCCAGAUUCCGUACUAGACUUGUUCAUGCGGCUCCCGAUGGAACUCAAGAUCCUGGUCGCGGAGCUCACAGCACCGUGCUGGUAUCUGACCGUUCUGGGCGAGGGCCGUCGAUUGCUGGAGGAGUGGAAACGCCGUGCACCCCAGCCGAAGCAGCUCACGCUCCAGCACGAUUUUUGGAUGCGGCGCAUCCACUGCCGAGGCAUUUCGUACGUGACCCAGCUUAGUACCGCGCCGCUGGAGGCUAUGGCUAUUUCGCGUGUACACCACCUCAAGACCCCCGUGGCGAUGGACAGGAUUGUCUUGUCGCUGGACGCGUUCGGCUUGCGCGGGAUCCAAUUUAUGGACAAGGACUCGGUGCCAGAAUCCGACGGCUCUUCGUGGUACAAGGUCCUCCGGCCGCGGGCUCCUGCCGUGAACAUCAAAGUGGAGUGUAAUGGUUUAUUCGUGAAGGACAUCGCACUCGUCUCCGACGGUUCAUCCUCCGACAAGUGGCUUUGGUGCACCCCAGUACCCCCGGCAUUCCAGCCGUGGAACGCGCAUAGCCUCCGCAAGAACCCUCGGUUGGACUACGUUGCAUUCGACGCCAACGUCAAAGGUCUUCUGGCCUGUUGCACCGACCACGGGAUGAUGGGUCUCCACGGAUUCUCGGACACAGCGACUCGUUUCAAAGAGUUCCUCGAACUGAUGCACUGGCGCGACAGCACGGGCCGGAAAGUCUGGAUCUACUUUCCGUUGAACCAACAAGAAUCCAUCACAGCCGCUUGGACGCGCAGAUAUUGUCUUAGAGCCAGGGAGUUUGGCUUAGUGCUUCAAACCUCUCUAGGAAGAACCAUUACCUUCGCACCUCCCACUCCACACUUCAUGGAAGAACCAUUCAAAUGCGUUCCGCUGGUCAAGGAGAGCGACGGCCCGAUCACUGGUGUCUUUCACGACGGACUCGACCCCACUCGCGUACACAUCACCGCAGUCGGGGUUACGUGCAGUGACUCGAUCAAAGAGGGCGGUAAGGCUCUGGAUCCGCAGCCGGAGGGACCUCGCCUGGAGCCUCCGAGAGAUCUCGAUGGCCGCCUAGGCCUGUCAAAGCAAAAUUGGUUCAUGACCAAGGCACCCCUCCAGGGGCUAAUCAAAGUGCAGGUCUGCAGGGAUCCGGAGCAACCACAUCAUCCAAUUUCAGGUCUACUGCUUGUAUAUAACGACGAACAUAUCGAGUCACUCGGACAGGUGCGGUGGGAGUACGGCUUCAGUGAAGAAGUCCUGAUGCCUGCGUACGUUGGAACGGGUGCUGUUGAUGGACGAGAUUGUGUCAAGAGCAUUCGUAGUGCGCAGGAACCUGGGGUAGAUUUUGGCACGGAGGGUUGGCGAGCGUUGCCCCCAACUGGCACUAUUGCUUGGUGGUUUUAUUAUGGUGGUGAUCAGAUCGCCAUAUAUGAUUGA